GUGAUCAGACUUGGUGUUCCCGCCGGCCCUUCUCUCUCUACCAUUCCCAUUCAUCCUUUCUCUCUAGAAAACACCACAUUACAACAAGGCUUUAUAAAACCCACCAACCAAAAGAAGCAUUGAAUCUUUGAAGAAGAAAGAAAGCAAAAGAAGCCAGCAAUGGCCAAGUCCAAGAACAAUGCCAAGAAGUUGUCCUACAUCUCAGUUCCAUCUCAGAUCAUCAACUCCAUCUCAUCUUCAUCUCUUCAAUCUCUGCUUGAAUCUCCCAAGAAGUGUGCAAGGCACUCCAAAUUCUUCACCUUUGUCAAGUGCAUGAGGCCAAGACUCUUCUUCCUUUUCACCCUCUUUUUCCUUGCUUUCUUUGCCAUGCUCAAGUUUGGCCUCAAUCUUGACACCCCUUUUCCUCCAUUCCCAUGUGCACCCUCAAUAGGCCCCACAAAAUCCAAUCUUGGAGCUUUGGAUGGUGGUGAUGUUAGUGUUUCAGAGGCUAUGAUUAGCAGUGUGCAGUUACAUGGUGCACAGGUUCCAAGUGGGGUGGUUGAAGAUAAGAGUGAGUUUUGGGAGCAGCCAGAUGGGUUGGGGUACAAGCCUUGCUUGGAUUUCAGUAGGGAGUAUAGGAGGGAGAGUGAAGGGGUUGUGAUGAACAGGAGGAGGUACCUCAUGGUGGUGGUUUCUGGAGGGAUGAAUCAGCAGAGGAAUCAGAUUGUUGAUGCUGUUGUCAUUGCUAGGAUUCUUGGGGCUUCUUUGGUUGUCCCCAUAUUGCAAGUCAAUGUCAUUUGGGGAGAUGAAAGUGAAUUUGCUGAUAUAUUCGAUUUGGAGCACUUCAAGAGUGUUCUUGUCAAUGAUGUGCGGGUGGUUUCUGCAUUACCAUCAACACACCUAAUGACAAGGCCAGUGGAGGGGAGCCCUCUCCCUCAUGCCACUCCCAGUUGGAUUCGGUCACACUAUCUCAGAAGAUUCAACAGAGAAGGUGUCUUGCUUUUACGUGGAUUGGAUUCGAGGCUAACAAAGGAUCUUCCUCCCGAUCUUCAGAAGCUUCGAUGCAAGGUUGCUUUUCAGGCAUUAAGGUUUGCAAAGCCUGUUCAGGAACUCGGUAACGAUAUUGCUGAGCAAAUGAAAAGCAAGGGACCCUACCUUGCUCUUCAUCUACGGAUGGAAAAGGAUGUCUGGGUGAGAACUGGUUGUCUACCCGGUUUGAGUCCUGAGUAUGAUGAGAUUGUUAACAACGAGAGGAUAAAACGGCCUGAACUCUUGACAGCAAAAUCAAACAUGACUUACCAUGGAAGGAAACUGGCUGGCCUCUGCCCCUUGAAUGCUUUGGAGGUUACAAGGCUGCUUAAAGGUCUAGGUGCUCCAAAAAAUGCAAGAAUUUAUUGGGCUGGAGGACAACCACUGGGUGGAAAAGAGGCCUUACAACCAUUAAUCAAUGAGUUUCCACAUCUUUACAGUAAGGAAGAUCUUGCUUUGCCUGGAGAGCUAGAACCAUUUGCAAAUAAAGCUUCUCUAAUGGCUGCCAUAGAUUACAUAGUCUCUGAGAAGAGUGAUGUUUUCAUGCCAUCUCAUGGAGGCAAUAUGGGCCAUGCACUUCAGGGUCACCGGGCCUAUGCGGGACACAAGAAAUAUAUAACACCAAACAAAAGACAGAUGCUCCCCUAUUUUCUAAAUUCUUCCCUCCCUGAAAAAGAGUUCAAUAGGAUUAUCAAGGAAUUGCAUCAGGAUUCAUUAGGUCAGCCAGAACUCAGGACUAGCAAGUCUGGGAGGGAUGUCACCAAGUAUCCUGUUCCUGAGUGCAUGUGCAAUGAUGACUCUCAUCAUCAUUCUUCCUAAAUUGCACAUUUGAUACCAAAGCUUUUGGUGUGAAGAUUACACGAAAAUGGAUAAACAAACACGGAAGCGAUGCUACGAGUAUGAUUUUGAUCCCUUGCGAAUUUUGCUUGAAAGGUCAUUUCCUCAGAAACCACAGUUCUUAAGAGCACCAUCUUUUAAGAGCCAUAAUGUCAAGCAUGCCUAUCCCUACAUGUGUAUUCACCUUGUUCCUUAAAUAUACGUAACUGUAUGUUGUUAUGUGAGGCAAUGUAGAUUUUCAUCAGAAUAGGCUAAAACAAUGAACAGCAGAUCAUUCUUUGAUUCUUUAGAGUUUGUAUAGGAUAUAUAUUACUCUUGUUACUUACGUAUAAUUCUUUAUAUUACAGUAUGAAGCCUUGUACUAUUGUACAUAUCUGUAUAAAUUCUAGUUUUGUAUUGAUUAUUUGCCCUUUCAAGAUCA
Molecule: messenger RNA, 2266 nt
Organism: Glycine soja
Lineage: Eukaryota; Viridiplantae; Streptophyta; Magnoliopsida; Fabales; Fabaceae
Product: O-fucosyltransferase 20-like
Exons: 6
Coding region: 160-1827 (555 amino acids)
Cellular component (GO): cytoplasm
Source: RefSeq, a predicted model, not a curated record